Messenger RNA from Pimephales promelas (fathead minnow), 698 nucleotides. It is a transcript of the gene drc8, whose product is annotated as dynein regulatory complex subunit 8. NCBI's taxonomy places the organism in Eukaryota, Metazoa, Chordata, Actinopteri, Cypriniformes, Leuciscidae. Gene Ontology annotation, molecular function: calcium ion binding. The record is from RefSeq and is a predicted model, not a curated record.
UAGUAUCAAUAUUUACAUCAAUAUUGGCAGAGAACACCACCAAGAGUAAUGUCGCCUCGGGUAAGUUACUGUGUUACCUAGCAACCAGUGUUUGGGACAUGCAAAAAUAUGGCUGACAAGUACAACGCAGAAACUAUUAUAACAGAAACUCAAAAGAGGAUACGUAAUGCAUUUGACGUGUUUGACCAUGAAUCCAGCAAGACUGUUGAUGUCAGAGAAAUAGGCACUAUUAUCCGCUCACUGGGCUGUUUUCCAUCAGAAGCUGAGUUGCAUGAUGUCAUUGCUGAGCUAGAAGAAGAAGAGCCCACUGGGUUUGUACGCUAUGAGAAGUUUCUUCCAACUAUGACCAAGAUCAUGCUGGAGCGCAAAUUCCGUCCUAUUCCAGAAGACCUGCUCCUCCAGGCCUUUGAGGUUUUAGAUCAACAGAAAAAAGGACACUUGGAACCAGAGGAACUGACCAAAUAUUUAACACAAGAAGGAGAGCCCUUCACACAAGAAGAGAUGGAUGAAAUGCUGUCUGCGGCUGUUGAUCCUGAUAAAAAUAUUAUUCUCUACAAGGACUUUGUGAACAUGAUGACCUUUGAUGACUCUUGAUGAUGGCUGACAGAGUGAAUAAUUCUAAUAAAUGAGACUUUAGAGAGUUAUAAUCAAGGUAUCAUAAGCAAAAUCCUCUCAGUUACCAUUUUAAAUAAUGUUCA